UCGACCGCGGGGAUCCAGCGGAGGAAGGAGCAGCGCGGGGCGCACGCUUGGCACCAUGACCCAGACACCCGCCUUCGACAAGCCCAAAGUAGAAUUGCAUGUCCACCUGGAUGGAUCCAUUAAGCCCGAAACGAUCUUAUACUACGGCAGGAAGAGGGGGGUCGCCCUCCCUGCUGACACAGUUGAGGAGCUGAAGAACAUCAUUGGCAUGGACAAGCCACUCACCCUCCCGGGCUUCCUGGCCAAGUUCAACUACUACAUGCCUGCCAUCGCGGGCUGCCGGGAGGCCAUCAAAAGGAUUGCCUAUGAGUUCGUUGAGAUGAAGGCCAAGGAGGGCGUGGUGUACGUGGAGGUGCGUUACAGCCCACACCUGCUGGCCAACUACAAGGUGGAGCCGAUGCCCUGGAACCAGCCCAAAGGGGACAUCACCCCAGAUGAGGUGGUGUCCCUAGUGAACCAGGGCCUGCAGGAGGGAGAGCGAGACUUCGGGGUGAAGGUGCGGUCCAUCCUCUGCUGCAUGCGCCAUGAGCCCAGCUGGUCUGCCAAGGUGGUGGAGCUGUGUAAGAAGUACCAGCAUCAGACCGUGGUGGGCAUCGAUCUGGCCGGGGAUGAGACCAUCACAGGCAGCAGCCUCUUCCCUGGACAUGUGCAGGCCUACGAGGAGGCUGUGAGGAACGGCAUUCACCGCACCGUCCAUGCCGGGGAGGCUGGCUCUGCAGAGAGGGUGAAAGAGGCUGUGGACAAUCUCAAGACAGAGAGGGUGGGCCAUGGCUACCACACCGUGGAGGAUGAGGCCCUUUACAAAAGGCUGCUAGAGAACAACAUGCACUUUGAGGUCUGCCCCUGGUCCAGCUACCUCACGGGCUCCUGGAACCCAGACACGGAGCAUGCAGUCGUUCGAUUCAAAAGGGACCAGGCUAACUACUCGCUAAACACGGAUGACCCGCUCAUCUUCAAGUCUACCCUGGACACCGAUUACCAGAUGACCAAACAGAAGAUGGGCUUUACCGAAGAGGAGUUUAAGAGACUGAAUAUCAAUGCGGCAAAGUCCAGUUUCCUCCCAGAAGAUGAAAAGAGGGAGCUGCUGGACCUGCUCUAUAAAGCCUACGGGAUGUCGCCUGCAGCCUCUGCAGUAGGGCAGCAACCAUGAAGGCAUCACGGCCACUGCUCCGAGCCGCGCCCUGUGGAUGGAGAUUUCAUAGCUCUGGGCGGUCAAGCGACACCCACCUUUACUUCCCUGGGAAGACCAUGAUUUCCAUAGUCAGCUACUGAUGCUACUGGAAGCCUGUGUGCCCCUGCUGUGCCCACACACAGCGUGGCAUGGUCAACUCCCUCCUCUGGUGAUGAAACCCUCCUCCUCUGGUGAUUUAUGCUGAAAAGCUGGUGCUCAAUAAAGAAGCCAACGGCUGGUGUCGUGCAGCA
Messenger RNA from Myotis davidii, 1422 nucleotides. RefSeq names its product adenosine deaminase (gene ADA). Gene Ontology annotation, cellular component: cytosol; external side of plasma membrane. NCBI's taxonomy places the organism in Eukaryota, Metazoa, Chordata, Mammalia, Chiroptera, Vespertilionidae. The record is from RefSeq and is a predicted model, not a curated record. The transcript is spliced from 12 exons. The coding region runs from base 56 to 1150 and encodes 364 amino acids. Gene Ontology annotation, biological process: T cell activation; inosine biosynthetic process; hypoxanthine salvage. Gene Ontology annotation, molecular function: adenosine deaminase activity.